Mytilus trossulus (common blue mussel) is the source of this 2865-nucleotide messenger RNA. Its product is annotated as MATH and LRR domain-containing protein PFE0570w-like. The record is from RefSeq and is a predicted model, not a curated record. Bases 91 to 2865 code for a protein of 924 amino acids. The transcript is spliced from 12 exons. Lineage: Eukaryota; Metazoa; Mollusca; Bivalvia; Mytilida; Mytilidae.
AAGACCAGAUAACCAAGUGUAGUUUGUUUACGUUGUGGAUAUGGUGUAUUUAAUUUUGUAAAACAUGUGCAUGGAGAGUUCAUAAACAACAUGCUCAAACUAGAUGAACUGAUCUGUGCAGGAAAGGAUGAAGAAGGAAAUCCCUGCAAACGACAGCUUGCAAAAGAUAUGAAGUUUUGUCCAGAAUGUGGUACACUAGUCAAAAAACCAGUUGCAGGUGACCAGAGUGUAUCUAGAGAGAGUCCACAGCUACCAGAACAGUCUACUGAAGACUUGCAGGCAAAUGAUUCAAGUGACGAUGAAGACAAUGGUCAGGGGGGUGCCGGUGACCAUAACAGUACAGGGUCAGGUUCAGUUGUAACUUUAGAACAGACUCAAUAUGCCAGAUGUAGAUUUGUAGUAGAUGAUGUGUUGACUAAAAUAAUGAGAGAGUAUAUGGAACAGUCUGCAUUACCUCGCGCAAUUAUAGAACAGACCAUUAUGAAAUACAAAACUUUCAAGAAUCGCCUUUCUCAAGAAGAAAUGUCCAUUAUACAGACUUUGCAGACAGAUGGAUUCAAACACUUUGAGAUAAGUUUAAUGUACAAAAUAGCAAGAAAUAGACACUUUUCAAUGUUGAUUCCUGACAAACCAACAAGAGAUUGGGGAUCUGACCCUCAACCUAAUGAAUCAACAAUUGGAGACAAUAUGGAACGUAUACGAAUGUGUAGAAAUAAAACCUCACACAAGGCCUAUCCAUCAUUACAAGAAAAAGAGUUGAAUAACUUGUUUACCACCUUUAUAGACAUUGCAAAAAGAGCCAAAGAACACCUGAAAACUGAAAACUUUGAAGACAGUAUCUUACAUUACAAAACCUGCUCUCUAGAUAAAGAUAUGGAAGAAAAGUUAAAAAAGUAUAUACAGCAAAUGAAAAGCUUAAAAAAACUGUUAGACACUGUGCUGAAAACCAACUUGCGUCUUAAAGUUUACAUAGACCAGUUAUCUCAGGCUAAUGUUGAAGACAUACGCCAUAAAGGUACAGCUGAAGGAGUGAUGAAGUCUACCAUAACAGUUACUGGGAUAGAAAAUGCACAAGAGAAAGCAGAGUUAUUAAAUUUACGUAAAAGUGAAUUAGCAACUGAAUCAAUUGUAUUCAACUAUGCAGAUGAGGGUAGUCUUCUGAUAUAUCUGGACAUUACUACCAGUUUGUUCCAAGACCAGAAUUUACUGUGCAGACAGAUAAAACAGUUUAUGCAGCUUGUGUUUGAAGUUUCUGGUCUACAAUGCUCAACUGGAGAAUGCAAUGCUUUCCUUUCUAUACUGGAAGAGAAUUAUGACACAGCAUCAGAAGGAGAUAACUCUAGUUUUGAUGAAUCAUGCAGUAGCACCAACAAUCUUGUCUUACAUGUUGAAGUAAAGGAAGAAGCAAUGAUGACUGAUGAGCUACUUUCACAAAAUGUCCAUGAUUUUCUGGGAAAUGUUGUAACAAAAAUGAACGGUACACCAAUCACUCAAGGAGAAGAAAUUACAGCUAUUAUAGGAGUUGAGGAAACAGGUGAAAAUAAAGUGGAAUCAAUUCAACACUCAGAUAGCUUUAAAGAAGAUAAACUUGAUGGAGAUAUAAAAAAGAAUGAAAAUUUUGAAACACGUAAACAAUACAGAGAUGAUGUAACUAGAAAAUUUUCAAAUGAAAAAGAAGUAAAAGAAGAGGGAGAGACAAACUCUGCAACAGAUUGUUCUGACAGUGAGUUGUCUAGCAGUGGUACUGAAAACAUUCCUAUUGGUCAACACAAAAGGAAGCAGUAUAAAGAUGGACAUCAGAAAAAGAAAAUGAAAGUAACAGAUAGAGGAGAAUCUUCUGUCAUCAAAGAAGAAACGAGUGAUGACAGGAAGAGAAAACAGAGCAUGAUUGGAAAAGGAAAAAAAAAAGUCAAAGUUGAAGAUGAAGGAGGAUCAUCUGUAGAUCCACAAACAUCAGGUGAUAGCAGUACUCAGAUAGGACACAUGGAAACUGUAUUUGGAACAACAAAGGAUGAAGUGAAUAUCCAGGAAAAAUAUGAAGAACCACAAGCUGGACCUAGUACUAGCAGAUUUGAAGAUUCUUUUAUUUUUAGGAACAUAGGUAAAAACACAAAUGAGAACAGUUCAGGAGGUGAAUCAAGUGUGCCAAUAAAAGAAGCAAAGGAAUCUGAGACUAAGCAGAAAAAGAAGGGUCAAGCUGAGAAAGAAAAGACUGUUACAUUUAAAAAAGAGGGGAAACAGGAUAAAGACACUUCAGAGGAUGACAGUUCUGAUAAUAAUGAUUCUGACAGUAGAAAAUCUUGGAAAGAUAACAUAGAAAAGGAAGAAGAAUCAGCAGGGAAGAAGAAGAAAAGAAAAAAUAGAAAAAAGAAAGGCUCUAGUAAAGGUGAUACAGACACUAAAACAAAACCUGAAACAAAAACGGACAAACCUGAUAAAAUGGAUGGAACAAGAUUGACUACAGCAGGAAAUGGUUCUGGUAAUGCAGAUAAAACACAAGGAAGAAGACAAAUUUCCAGUACUUCUAUUGAAGUGUGUUUCAAUGCUGUGAUCUCACCGACAAUACUUUCUAAUCCAGAAACAGACGCUGUCGUUGUGGUGUUUCCAGAAAAUGGCAACAGAGAAUUUAAGCUGAAACUGGACAGGUUUAUGACAGAUGGAUAUAUAGUUGGCUCUGUGACUGUACCUAUAGCAAAGGACUUAGUUUCAGGAAAUUAUAGACCAUUACACUAUAACUAUAAGGUUUAUCAUGGAGAAGCAAGAAACAAAGCAACUGUGGAAUAUUUUCAUAAAUCAGGUGGAAAAGACGGAUACAUGAGACAAGUAUUAAUACCAUCUAAAUAUUUAUCACAAGGUAAAUUUUAA